UAUAAACUGGUUCAAGGAUUAUAAAAACAAUUUUCCUUACGGGGUUGAUAAGGAUAGGAUUCCCUUAAAUCAGUGUUUCAAGAUAAUCCAGUAUCAGAAACCCAAGGGCUUCUGAUUCAGUAGGUUGCAGUCCAGCCCAGGAAAAUUUACGUGUGUCCCAGUGACCCUCUGCCCAGGAGACUCUGAAAACCAAUCUUAAGAUCUCUGACCAGCAUAAUGCUGGAGCGAGCGGCCGGCAGCCGGCAGUGUUCAAAAUGGCCGAGUUGGACGCCAACCUGGAUCACAUCAUCCCAUCUUCUGUUCUUGCCCCUUUCUGGGCUAAGUUAGUAGUGGGAUUUGUUUCCCUCGUGUGUUUCGCACGCAGCUACGAUGGAGAUUUUGUCUUUGAUGACUCUGAAGCUAUUAUCAACAAUAAGGACCUCCGAGCGGAAACGCCCCUUGGGGACCUGUGGCAUCAUGACUUCUGGGGCAGUAGGCUGAGCAGCAACACCAGCCACAAGUCCUACCGCCCUCUGACCAUCCUGACGUUCAGGAUGAACUACUAUUUGUCCGGAGGCUUCUACCCCAUGAGCUUCCACGUGGUCAACAUCCUCCUGCACGGCGGCAUCUCCGUCCUCAUGGUGGACGUCUUCUCCGUGCUGUUUGGUGGCCUGCAGUACAGCAGUAGGGGCCGGCGGCUCAACCUGGCCCCCAGAUCGUCCCUGCUGGCCGCUCUGCUGUUCGCCGCACAUCCAGUGCACACUGAGUGUGUUGCUGGUGUUGUCGGCCGUGCAGACCUGCUGGGUGCCCUGUUCUUUCUGUUAUCUUUCCUUGGCUACUGUAAAGCAUUUAGAGAAACAGGGAACAAGGAGGGAACACAUUCUACGUUCUGGGUGUUGCUGAGCGUCCUCCUGGGAGCGGUGGCCAUGCUGUGCAAAGAGCAAGGCAUCACUGUGCUGGGUUUGAAUGCAGUCUUUGACAUCUUGGUGAUAGGCAAAUUAAAUGUUCUGGAAGUGGUCCAGAAGGUACUACAUAAAGACAAAUCAUUAGAGAACCUUGGCGCUCUCAGGAACGGGGGCCUCCUCUUCAGAAUGACCCUUCUGGCCUCAGGGGGAGCAGGGGUGCUCUACAUGCGCUGGAAGAUCAUGGGCACCGGCCCCCCGGCGUUCACCGAGGUGGACAAUCCCGCCUCCUUCGCUGACAGCAUGCUGGUCAGGGCCAUAAACUAUAAUUACUACUACUCAUUGAAUGCAUGGCUGCUGCUAUGCCCCUGGUGGCUGUGUUUUGAUUGGUCAAUGGGCUGCAUCCCCCUCAUUAAGUCAGCCGGUGACUGGAGAGUAAUUGCGCUGGCAGCGCUGUGGUUCUGUCUAAUUGGCCUAAUAUGCCAAGCCCUGUGCUCCGAAGACAGUCACAAAAGAAGGAUCCUUACGCUGGGCCUGGGAUUUCUCAUUAUCCCGUUUCUUCCUGCGAGUAACUUGUUCUUCCGAGUGGGCUUUGUGGUCGCAGAGAGGGCCCUCUACCUCCCCAGUGCCGGGUACUGCGCGCUGCUGACUUUUGGACUCGGAGCGCUCAGCAAACACGCUAAGAAGAAGAAACUGAUUGCUGCUGUCGUACUGGGCAUUUUAUUCAUCAACGUGCUGAGGUGCAUGAUCCGCAGUGGCGAGUGGCGGAACGAAGAACAGCUUUUCAGAAGCGCCUUGUCUGUGUGUCCCCUCAACGCCAAGGUUCACUACAAUGUUGGCAAAAACCUGGCCGAUAAAGGCAAUCAGACAGCUGCCAUCAGAUAUUACCGGGAAGCUGUGAGAUUAAAUCCCAAGUACGUUCAUGCCAUGAAUAACCUUGGAAAUAUCUUAAAAGAAAGGAAUGAGCUACAGGAAGCCGAAGAGCUGCUGUCUUUGGCUGUGCAAAUACAGCCAGACUUUGCUGCGGCGUGGAUGAACUUGGGCAUAGUGCAGAACAGUCUGAAACGGUUUGAAGCCGCGGAGCAAAGUUACCGGACAGCGAUCAAACACAGACGGAAGUACCCGGAUUGUUACUACAACCUUGGACGUUUGUACGCAGAUCUGAAUCGUCACGUCGAUGCGUUGAAUGCAUGGAGAAACGCCACGGUGCUGAAACCAGAGCACAGUCUGGCCUGGAACAACAUGAUCAUACUCCUGGACAACACAGGUAAUUUAGCGCAGGCUGAAGCAGUUGGAAGAGAGGCCCUGGAAUUAAUACCUAAUGAUCACUCUCUGAUGUUCUCGUUGGCAAACGUGCUGGGGAAGUCCCAGAAAUACAAGGAAUCUGAAGCUUUAUUCCUCAAAGCAAUUAAAGCUCAUCCAAAUGCUGCAAGCUACCAUGGCAACUUGGCUGUGCUUUAUCAUCGUUGGGGACAUCUAGACUUGGCCAAAAAACACUAUGAAAUCUCUCUGCAGCUUGACCCCACCGCGUCAGGAACUAAGGAGAAUUAUGGUCUGUUAAGAAGAAAGCUAGAACAAAAGCAAAAGAAAGACGUCUGAUCGUUUUCCCUUCACUGUUUGUUUGUUUGCUUGUGUGCAUGAGGCAUCCCAUUAAUAUGAGGCGGUUGUGUUUAGCCAUUUAAAAGUCUUACAUGUUGUUUAUUUUAUUGUUUUUUUCCUAUGAAAACAAAGACCUGCAAAAAAAUUAUAGCACCAGCAGUACACUCUUCUCGAAAGCUCCAUGUGGUUUUUGCAUUGAAAUUGUAUUUUUUCAGACGAUUCAAAUGUAAAUUCUAAAAUUCUAAGAACAAAUUUUUUUUAAUUAAAAAGAAAAAAGAGAAAAAAAUUAGAUGGAGCAGAAUAUAGAAUUAAACCUGUAUUUGGGGUGUGAGCCACAUUGUACAGAGACUAACACUAUUAAAUGUCAAUCAUGAACAAAAAAAUCACAAAUGGACUCCUACGGUUUAUAUAAAUAUCGAAUAUGUCUGUAUAUUAGAAUUUUUAUUUAAUGACAAGAAAAAGUAAGUUAAGAUUUUUGUUUCUUUAUCUUUUUUUAACAAUACACUAUGAAUUUCACUUGUGAGGAAAUAUAUUUAUUUGUAUUUUUAUGUUUUAAACAGGGUAAAUAAUUGAAUGAAGAAUGGAAAUUUUAACACCUAGUACACUUACAUACUUUUCCCCCCAUGGGAAGGCACUCACUCCUGCAAUCAUUUUUGGAUUCUCCAGUUGGGGCAGCUUCACGACAUAGGAAAUUAUGUAAUGUCUGCAUUCUGUAUAAGCCGUUAGCAUUAACAGUCAAUUCUAGCCACGCUUUAGGCAGAAGCAGGCAGGCAGCCUGAUGUCUUUGUUUUUGUUAUAUCCAGUAUUAAGAGGGCUCCAUAUCUCUGUAAGCUGCUUUUUUAUGUUUUUGGCUGUAAGGCAGUGUUCCAUUUGGCUUAAUGGAACUACAGUCGUUACUAUAUCCAGAAAAUGCAAGAGAUAAAUUUGGUCUUAAAAAGAGCCACAUUUGGGGAAUUUGUGUUAUUUUUAAGAAUUGAAGUUUUUCUAUUAUAUUUGAUCAACAUAAUCAUUUUUUGCUUUUUUCUUCUGUAUGUGCUGUUGGCCUAAUGAUUUAUGCAAUCUCUGGUAUCUUAUGCAGUAAAAUUAUUAUACAAACUGGUAUAAAAACACAUUGCCUUCUUAACAGGUGAUUUUCAAGUUAGUAAAUUUUGUGUCUUCCUUUCACUUACAAUGAAAUCCAAGUGACCAGUUCA
Messenger RNA from Suricata suricatta (meerkat), 3673 nucleotides. RefSeq names its product transmembrane O-mannosyltransferase targeting cadherins 4 (gene TMTC4). Bases 255 to 2480 code for a protein of 741 amino acids. Gene Ontology annotation, biological process: endoplasmic reticulum unfolded protein response; protein O-linked glycosylation via mannose. Lineage: Eukaryota; Metazoa; Chordata; Mammalia; Carnivora; Herpestidae. Gene Ontology annotation, cellular component: endoplasmic reticulum. The transcript is spliced from 18 exons. The record is from RefSeq and is a predicted model, not a curated record. Gene Ontology annotation, molecular function: protein binding; mannosyltransferase activity.